AUCGUGAGGAAACCUGGACUUAUAAUUUCUAAUUAUAAGUUUGUAAUCGCCAACCCGCAUUGAGCAAGCGUGGUGAUUAAUGCUCUAACCUUCUCCGUUUGAGAAGAGGCCUUUGCUCAGCAGUGGGCACUUAUAGGCUGAUGAUGAUACAACUGGCGAAACCAAAGAUAUGUGAGUAUUUUCUGAAUAAUAAACAAAAAAACCUAUUAUUUAUUAUGGAUAUUAUAAAUUCUACCUUCUAUGAAACAGUUUCAGACAUCCUUAAUUAAAUCUUAUCUAAUAAGGGCUGAUUUUUCAAUGGUUAGAUAAAAGUUAUCUGGGUA
Spodoptera exigua (beet armyworm) is the source of this 323-nucleotide messenger RNA. The record is from the annotation of a GenBank genome assembly. NCBI's taxonomy places the organism in Eukaryota, Metazoa, Arthropoda, Insecta, Lepidoptera, Noctuidae.